AUGGCCGACUACGAAGAUGCCUACGAAGACGAGUUUUACGAUGAUAUGGAGGAGGGGAUUACGUCGGAGGAUUGCUGGACUGUCAUUUCGUCUUUUUUCGAUACCAAGGGUCUGGUCUCGCAGCAGCUGGACUCCUUCGAUGAAUUCAUCUCUUCGACCAUGCAGGAGUUGGUAGAGGAGCAAGGCCAAGUGACACUCGAUCAAACACUCCCGCCAUCUGAUGAUGAAGUGGAUCCAGUCGUCGUCCGUCGAUACGAGCUGAAGUUUGGAACCGUCAUGCUUUCUAGACCCUCGGUGACUGAAGGUGACGGUGCCACCACUAUUAUGUUGCCCCAGGAGGCUCGUCUGCGGAAUCUUACUUAUGCCAGUCCUCUUUAUCUCGGUGUUUCCAAGAGGAUUAUGGAAGGUCGAGAGCGUUUGGUGGGGGACCGGGAUGAGGAUGAUAUACCCGAGUCAAACGAGGAUAAAAAGAACCACGGGACCUAUCUUCAGUGGGAACAAAAAGAACUUCCUGCUGAUCAAGCAAAGGAGGAAACUGUCUUCAUUGGCAAGAUGCCUAUUAUGCUCAAAUCCAAGUACUGUAUACUCAAGGACUUGAGCGAACAGGCGCUCUACAACUGGAACGAGUGUCCAUACGACUCGGGUGGCUAUUUCAUCAUCAACGGAAGUGAAAAGGUUUUGAUUGCCCAAGAGCGGAGUGCUGGAAAUACUGUCCAAGUCUUUAAGAAGGCGCCACCAAGUCCGACUCCUUACGUCGCUGAAAUCCGAAGUGCUGUCGAAAAGGGCUCCCGUCUUCUCUCGCAACUGUCUAUCAAGCUCUUUGCAAAGGGCGACAGUGCUAAAGGAGGGUUUGGUCCUACGAUUCGGUCAACCCUGCCCUACGUGAAGACCGAUAUCCCCAUCGUCGUUGUUUUCCGAGCGCUUGGUGUCGUCUCUGAUGAGGACAUUCUCAAUCACAUCUGCUACGAUCGAAAUGACACCCCUAUGCUCGAAAUGCUGAAACCUUGUAUUGAAGAGGGUUUCGUUAUUCAGGACCGUGAGGUGGCUUUGGACUUCAUUGCCAAACGUGGAUCUUCUCAGUCUAGCAUGAAUCAUGAUCGCCGUGUCCGUUACGCGCGCGAAAUCAUGCAGAAGGAGUUGCUGCCCCAUAUUUCCCAGAAUGAAGGCAGCGAAACUCGAAAGGCCUUUUUUUUGGGUUACAUGGUUCACCGGCUAUUGCAGUGUGCUCUCGGUCGUCGGGAUGUUGAUGAUCGUGAUCACUUCGGAAAGAAGCGUCUGGAUCUUGCUGGUCCCCUUCUUGCGAACCUUUUCCGUGUCUUGUUUACGAGAGUGACUCGGGACCUGCAGCGUUAUGUUCAGAGGUCUGUUGAAGGAAACAGGGAGAUUUAUCUGAACAUUGGUAUCAAGGCCAGCACCCUUACGGGAGGCCUGAAAUAUGCUCUUGCUACCGGAAACUGGGGCGAGCAGAAGAAGGCUGCUAGCGCAAAGGCUGGUGUGUCUCAGGUGCUGAGUCGUUACACGUACGCUUCCACCCUAUCGCAUCUUCGUCGAACCAACACCCCUAUUGGUCGAGACGGAAAGAUUGCCAAACCUCGACAGCUUCAUAAUACACACUGGGGGCUGGUCUGUCCCGCAGAAACCCCGGAAGGUCAAGCUUGUGGUCUGGUUAAAAACCUUGCAUUGAUGUGCUACAUUACCGUCGGAACACCUAGCGAACCUAUCAUUGAUUUCAUGAUCCAGCGAAAUAUGGAAGUCCUCGAAGAAUUCGAACCUCAGGUCACUCCCAAUGCUACAAAGGUCUUUGUAAACGGUGUCUGGGUCGGUAUUCACCGAGAUCCAGCUCACCUGGUCAAUACAAUGCUUUCUUUGCGUCAGCGGAACAUGAUCUCCCACGAGGUCAGCUUGAUUCGGGAUAUUCGUGAGCGUGAGUUCAAGAUCUUCACCGACGCUGGACGUGUUUGCCGACCUUUGUUUGUUGUCGACAAUGACCCCAAGAGCGAAAAUUGCGGAUCGCUAGUGCUGAAUAAGGAGCACAUUCGCAAGUUGGAGCAGGACAAGGAACUGCCCCCUGACCUGGAUGCAGAAGAGCGCAGGGAACGCUACUUCGGAUGGGACGGACUGGUGAAAUCAGGAGUUGUUGAAUAUGUUGAUGCCGAAGAAGAGGAAACCAUCAUGAUCGUCAUGACUCCGGAGGAUUUGGAAAUAUCCAAACAGCUCCAGGCCGGUUACGCUCUGCCGGAGGAAGAGCUUCAUGAUCCUAAUAAGCGUGUGCGCUCCAUCCUGAGCCAGAGAGCACACACCUGGACACACUGCGAGAUUCACCCAAGUAUGAUCCUCGGCGUAUGCGCCAGUAUUAUUCCGUUCCCCGACCACAACCAGUCGCCUCGUAACACGUACCAGUCUGCAAUGGGUAAACAAGCCAUGGGUGUGUUCUUGACGAAUUUCGAUCAACGAAUGGAGACGAUGGCAAACAUUCUAUACUACCCGCAAAAGCCGCUGGCUACCACCCGGUCAAUGGAAUUCCUACGAUUCCGGGAGCUCCCAGCCGGCCAAAAUGCCAUUGUUGCCAUCGCCUGUUAUUCCGGAUACAACCAGGAAGAUUCGGUGAUUAUGAACCAGAGCAGCAUUGAUCGUGGUCUAUUCCGCAGCCUUUUCUACCGCACUUACACCGACACUGAGAAGAUGAUUGGAUUAACCGUUAUAGAGCGCUUCGAGAAGCCUAUGCGAUCUGAUACGAUUGGUAUGCGUAAGGGCACCUACGACAAGAUUGACGAGGACGGUAUUAUUGCCCCCGGCGUCCGUGUUUCUGGUGAGGAUAUCAUCAUCGGGAAGACGGCUCCCCUGGCUCCGGAGGCGGAGGAGCUCGGUCAGAGAACCAAAGCACAUACCAAGCUGGACGUGUCGACGCCCCUUCGGAGUACCGAGAGCGGUAUUGUGGACCAAGUCCUGGUGUCGACGAGCAAUGAUGACCUGAAGUUCGUCAAGGUGCGGAUGAGGACGACCAAGGUGCCCCAGAUUGGAGACAAGUUCGCCUCGCGUCACGGGCAGAAGGGUACUAUCGGUAUCACCUACCGGCAGGAAGAUAUGCCGUUUACUCGCGAGGGCCUGACCCCCGAUUUGAUCAUCAACCCUCACGCCAUUCCUUCGCGUAUGACUAUCGCCCACUUGAUCGAGUGUCAACUCAGCAAGGUGUCCGCGUUGCGUGGGUUCGAGGGUGAUGCGACCCCGUUUACCGACGUCACGGUGGACUCCAUCUCUCGCCUGCUUCGAGAGCACGGCUAUCAGUCUCGUGGAUUCGAGGUAAUGUAUAACGGCCACACGGGGCGCAAGAUGGUAGCGCAGGUCUUCUUAGGACCAACGUAUUACCAACGUCUGCGCCACAUGGUCGACGACAAGAUCCACGCCCGUGCCCGUGGACCAACCCAGAUUUUGACGCGGCAGCCUGUGGAGGGUCGUGCUCGUGACGGUGGCCUCCGAUUCGGAGAGAUGGAACGUGAUUGUAUGAUUGCGCACGGAGCCAGUGCAUUCCUGAAGGAGCGCUUAUUCGACGUUUCCGACCCGUUCCGCGUCCAUAUCUGCGAUGACUGCGGACUGAUGACCCCGGUUGCAAAGCUGAAGAAGGGCCUCUUCGAAUGUCGACUGUGCAACAACAAGCACCGAAUCUCCCAGGUGCAUAUCCCGUAUGCAGCCAAGCUUCUGUUCCAAGAGCUGGCCUCGAUGAACAUUGCCGCCCGCAUGUUUACCAACCGCUCUGGCGUGUCCGUGCGGUAA
Messenger RNA from Aspergillus tanneri, 3771 nucleotides. RefSeq names its product DNA-directed RNA polymerase II core subunit RPB2 (gene RPB2). Bases 1 to 3771 code for a protein of 1256 amino acids. Gene Ontology annotation, cellular component: RNA polymerase II, core complex. Gene Ontology annotation, molecular function: DNA binding; DNA-directed RNA polymerase activity; ribonucleoside binding. Gene Ontology annotation, biological process: DNA-templated transcription. The record is from RefSeq and is a predicted model, not a curated record. NCBI's taxonomy places the organism in Eukaryota, Fungi, Ascomycota, Eurotiomycetes, Eurotiales, Aspergillaceae. The transcript is spliced from 2 exons.